Molecule: messenger RNA, 2000 nt
Organism: Dendrobium catenatum
Lineage: Eukaryota; Viridiplantae; Streptophyta; Magnoliopsida; Asparagales; Orchidaceae
Product: pentatricopeptide repeat-containing protein ELI1, chloroplastic
Exons: 2
Coding region: 140-1555 (471 amino acids)
Biological process (GO): RNA modification
Molecular function (GO): protein binding; zinc ion binding; RNA binding
Source: RefSeq, a predicted model, not a curated record
CUUCCCAACGUCUUCGCAGCUAACAACCUCCUCCGAUGCCUCGCCAAAGGUGAAAAACCUCAUCAAACUCUCGCCUUUUACAAAAAUAUGAGAAUCUCGGGCGUGCCCACCAACAAAUUCACUUUUCCUAUCCUCCUCCAUGCGUACACCAGAGACCCAUCUCGCUCGGAAGGCACUCAGAUUAUUGUACGAAUCAAGAAAGGUCUUUGAUGAGUUCCCUAAUAGCCGAGACGUGGUUUCCUGGAACGCAAUGUUAGUCGGAUAUGUAAGGAAUGAGCAGAUUGUUGUUGCGGAAGAGAUGUUCGAUCAAAUGCCUGAAAGAGAUGUGAUCUCAUGGAGCACCGUGAUCAUGGGUUAUGUUCAAAAUGGCGAUUUGGAGAAAGGGCUUGUUUUGUUCAGUGAAAUGGUCAGUAAUGGAAGUGUGUCUGUAAAUGAGGCUACUUUGGUCACCGUUCUUUCUGCUUCGGCGCAGUUGGGCUUGCUAGAGUAUGGAACUUUUGUCCAUUCAAUUAUAAAGAAUGUGAAAUUUACCAUUACAAUGGCUUUAGGGACUGCCCUUGUGGAUAUGUAUGCAAAGUGUGGUUGUUUAGAUCUCGCCAGAUAUGUGUUCGAUGAAUUGCCUAAAAGAGAUGUAUUUGCUUGGAAUGCUAUGAUUUGUGGUGUUGCUACUCAUGGGCAAGGGAAGGAAGCUCUUGAACUUUUUCAGAGAUCCAUUGAUGAAGGAUUUAACCCCACAGCAGUGACUUUUGUUGGCAUCCUGAAUGCGUGUAGCCGUGCUGGCUUAGUCAAUGAAGGUCGACAUUUCUUCAACUCAAUGGUGAGGGAUUAUGGCAUUGAGCCAGAGAUGGAGCAUUAUGGCUGUAUGGUUGAUCUUUUCGGUCGAGCAGGGCUUGUUCCUGAAGCUCUUCAAUUGAUUGAAGGUAUGAGCAUCAAACCAGACUGUGUGUUAUGGGCUACUCUUCUAGGAGCUUGCAAAACGCAUGGAUUUAUUGAAUUAGGAAUCAUUAUAGGUAAGAAACUAAUCAAAUUAGAACCUGGACAUGAUGGACACUAUGUUCUUUUAGCUGCCUUAUAUGCCAAGGCAAGGAAAUGGGAAGAUGUUAUUGAGGUUAGGAAGUUGAUGUCAAGUCAUUGCACAAGUAAAGUAGCAGGUUGGAGCUUAAUUGAAGGUAAUGGGAGGUUGCAUAAGUUUAUUGCAGGUGAUUUGGAUCACAAAGAGUCUUCUAAGAUCUACAAAAUGCUUGAAAUAAUUGGGAAGAAGCUGGUAGAAGCAGGUUACUUAUCAGAUGUCUCCUCAGUUUUACAUGAUAUUGAGGAUGAGGAGAAGAUUCAUGUAAUAAAUGUGCAUAGUGAAAGGUUGGCAAUUGCUUAUGGGUUGAUGAUAAUUGAUCAGGACCGUCCAAUUCGCAUUGUUAAGAAUCUCAGGGUAUGCGUUGAUUGCCAUGAAUUUAGUAAGAUGGUGUCAAAGGUGCUGGUUAGGGAGAUAAUUGUGAGGGAUGGCAGUAGAUUUCAUCAUUUUAGGGAUGGUUCUUGUUCUUGCCUUGAUUAUUGGUAGCCAAUGUGUGCUUCUAAAGAUGUUUAAAUUUCACAAAAUUGUGAUAUAGUUUUAAUCAUAUAUGUUAGAAUUUGUGAAGUCUAAUUGUUCGAUCAAUGUACAUCAUUAGUAUACAAGGCCGCAGUGUUGUAUACUUAAGUGUGGCAUUGUUGUAGUCUCAAGUUGGAGACAAAGAGCAGAGCAUCAUGGAGCUAUAGGCUAUAACACCACAACGCUGCAUGGUGGAUUCACGACAAAGAGUGGAGCACUACGUAACUCUAGACCCCAAGGCCGUGACACUGCAAGUCGGGCUAACCAAUUUUUCUUCCUCAUUCUUCUUAUUUCAAUUGAAGGUUUUUAUCAUUUAGAAUAUACUAGUGCGACUCAUUGUCUGUUCUGAGUAUAGAAAAGUGUGAUAAGAGAGAUCUAUACAAUUUUUUUUUUCAUAUUUAAUUUCUUGAUGUGA